GACACCACCUAGCCAUUGGUUCAAAUUUGUGUACGACUACUGGGUUAAACUUAAAACUCAGUAUGUCCCACAUUUCACUGACCACAUUAACUCUGUGGACAACCACAUCAAGUUCACCAGGGAGGAUGUGAAAAAUGACAGUGCGAGGAAGACUCGGUCAGGCUUGGGGAGAGGACUGCGCUCUGUGAAUAUGCUGUGGACUUUGAGAACAUGUGAUCUUAUGGAUAGACACACAAACGAAUGAAAAGGGCUUGGAAAUGAAAGAGAACUCUAUCAGGAAAGAGGAUAUUUCCGGAAAACUUGUGGCGGUGAUGCCGUUUGACCUGCCGAAGCAAAUUCGGGCACACUGAAGUCGGCCGGGCUGUCGGAGAGAGACGGUGACCAGCGAGGAGAUACCGGUCACGACUAGGGACUGCAGACGUCAGGUGAACAUGAGAUCCCGAAGCUGUGAAAUGGAGGGUCCAGACGACGGCCACAUCCAACCCGCUAAAGGCUUCGUCAAGGAGGGCGAGGAAGAAAACAUGCCGGAGCUCUCGAAGAGGAAGAUGAAGGUCCAUCGAGAGGAGAAGGAGGGGAGCGGGAAGGCCGCAACGCGACAUCAGAGACCCGCCAAGAGCCGCAAGGAGAAACUGAUGGAUCUCUCCAAGAAGGACCUGCUCCAUCUGCUGGGCAUCAUGGAGGGAGAGGUCCAGGCCAGAGAGGACAUCAUCACCAUGUUGAAGUCAGAGCGAACCCAACCAGAGGUUCUGGAAGCCCAGUACGGCUCCUUGGUUCCAACUCGGCCCCUGCAGGCCCUGCAGAGAGACAGCCUGGUGACGAACAGCGGCACCAGAACAAUCACAGAUGACGUGUAUGAGAGACCCAUGGCAGAGCUGGACCGGCUGGAGGAGAAGCAGCGCGAGACGUACCGCCGCAUGCUGGAGCAGCUGCUGCUGGCCGAGAAGUGCCACCGCCGCACCGUGCACGAGCUGGACAACGAGAAACACAAACACGCCGACUUCAUCAACAAGAGCGACGACUUCACCAACCUGCUGGAGCAGGAGAGGGAGAGACUGAAAAGGCUACUGGAGCAGGAGAAGUCCUAUCAGGCUCGUAAGGACAAGGAGAACAACAGGAGGCUCGAGAAAGUCAGGGGGGAGCUGGUCAAGCUCAAGUCCUUCGCUCUCAUGCUGGUGGAUGAACGUCAACUGCACAUUGAGCAGAUUGAUCAACAGAGCCAGAAGAUCCAAGAGCUCAUGGAGAAGCUGCAGGAGAAGGAGCAGCGUCUGGCUGCUGUCAGCGGAGCUGCUGAGGAGGAUGGACAGAAGGUCCUCAAGUUGGAGGCUGAGCUUGAGCACCGGGCUGCCAAGUUUGCACAGGAGCAUGAGGAGAUGACCGUCAAGUUGGCAAACCAGGACACCCAGAGCCGCCAGCUCAGACUGAAGCUGGCUGGCCUGUCGCACAAGAUUGAGGAGCUGGAGGAGAGCAACAGGGUGCUACAGAAAUCUGAGGACGACCUCAAGGAGCUGAGAGAGAAAAUCAGCAAAGGGGAGUGUGGGAAUUCGUCUCUCAUGGCAGAACUGGAGAACCUACGGAAAAAAGUGCUUGAGAUGGAGGGCAAGGAUGAGGAGAUAACUAAGACAGAGACACAGUGCAGGGAACUGAGGAAGAGGCUGCAGGAGGAAGAGAACCACAGCAAGGAGUUAAGACUGGAGGUAGAGAAGCUGCAGAACAGAAUGGUUGAACUGGAAAAAUUAGAGGGUGCUUUCACAAAGAGCAAAACAGAGUGUUCCCAGCUUCAUAUCAACCUGGAAAAAGAGAAGGGUGUGGUGAAGGAUCUGGCCAGAGAGCUGGAGGUAGUGAGGAGCCGUGUAAAAGAGUUAGAGUCCUCAGAGUCAAAGUUUGAAAAGGCAGAGAUGGUCCUCAAGGAUGACCUCAUGAAACUGAAAUCGUUUACAGUGAUACUAGUGGACGAAAGGAGAAACAUGGCAGAGAGGCUUAAACAUGAAGAACAAAAAAGUGAUGAUUUAAAUAAAAAGUUAAAAGCUGAGCAGGGAAAGGUUAUGGAAGUCACAGAGAAGCUAAUCGAGGAGAGCAAAAAACUCCUGAAAUUCAAAUCAGAGAUGGAGGUCAAUGUUACAACUCUCACUAAAGAGAGAGAUGAAGUAAGAACUAAACUUGCAGGUGAAGAGGAAAAGUGUAGGGAACUUAUCGCCAAAGUAAGUGUGAUGAAAAACAGAAUUGACGGACUAGAGGAGGCAGAGAGGGAAUCGCUGAGAAGACGAGCCACCAUGGAAAAUAACAGACUCCUGGAGGAGGCAAACAAAGUAAGUGAGCUCACGCUGGAGAUUGACCGGCUGAAAAACCGCCUCAAACAACUGGAGGUUGUGGAAGGAGAUUUAAUGAAGACAGAAGAUGAAUAUGACCUACUGGAGAAGAAAUUCAGAAACGAGCAGGAUAAGGGCAAGGCCCUUUCUCAGCUGUUGGAGGAAAUGAAGGGUCAGAUUGCCAGAAACAAAGCCAUCGAAAAGGGAGAAAUGGUGAGCCAAGAGGCCGAGCUGCGGAUUCGCUGCAAAAUGGAGGAAGCCAAGUCCAGGCAGCUUCAGGCAGAUGUGCAAGCCCUGAAGGAGAAGAUCCAUGAACUGAUGAACAAAGAGGACCAGCUCUCCCAGCUGCAAGUUGAUUAUGCCAUCCUCCAGCAUAGGUUCAUCGAAGAGGAGGACAAGAAAAGGAGCAUGAGCCACGAAGUUGCAAAUCUCACCGAGGAACUAGAGGCCACUAAGCGUUACAGCCGUGCCCUGAGGCCUAGUAUGAAUGGCAGGAGGAUGGUCGACAUCCCGGUCACCUCCACCGCAGUACAGACAGAUGCUGCCACCGGUGAGCCCACCGAGGAGGAGACGGCAGCAGGCUUUAUCAGAAAGUCAGUCCAAGAGGAGAACAACUUGAUGAGCAACCUGAGACAGCGUGGUGUGAAAAAACCAGCGGUGCUGGAACGUUACCCCCCAGCAGCAUCAGAAUUGGGCACGAGAAAAUCCUGGAUCCCCUGGAUGAAAAAGAAGGAGGUGGUCACAGUCACUCCCACCACUCCAGAGAGGAUUGGCCCUGUUAUUGAUGGAGUGUCUUCACUCCAACCACCUGAGCUGACCAUGUCACAGAAGCCAGGCCAGCCACUGCACAUACGAGUGACCCCCGACCGCGAGAACAGCACUGCCACCCUGGAAAUCACCAGUCCUCGAGCAGAGGACUUCUUCUCCAGCACCACCAUCAUCCCUACGCUGGGCCUUCAGAAACCUCGCAUCACCAUUGUCCCCAAGCCCACCACAGUCGCCUCAAAGACCAAGUCUGGCGAGGCAAUGGGCGGUACCAAUCGAGCCAAAUCUCCCGUCACAAUAACCACAAUUUCUAGAGCGAAGUCUCCGGACAGCCCUCAGUCACCUGUGUCCAUCAUCACAGUCAGCACUACCCCAUUGGUGGAGGCAUGUGCCUCAACCGAGACCCAAGAAACCACCGCGGGCCGCACUGUGCUCAAGUUGGGCUCCGAACAGCAAACCGCACCUGUGGCAGUUAAGAAAUACAAUGCCAACAGUAACAUUAUCACCACAGAAGACAACAAGAUCCACAUCCACCUUGGGUCGCAGUUUAAGAGGCCCUCGGAGAGUUGCAGCAGCCCUACAGUGACAGUCAGACCUCUGGGCCUCGCUUCAGAGAGUAAAGAGACCCUGACAGGCACUGUCCUGCGCUCCCCACGUCAGUCACCUGCAUCGUCGGGGAAGAUGACUCUCAGCAAAAUGACGAGCAGCAUAACAAUCACGCCUAUCACCUCUACUUCCUCCAGACCAACACAGUCUGUGCCCGGGUCGGACAUGCAGUCACCUCGCAUCACGGCCACGCGGAUCCCUGUGUCCAAAGGUACGAGACCAGUCGGCAAGGCAGCUGUGGGGGUCUCUGCGGUGACCAGGUUAGAGUCACGAGCCGAGAGUCAGUCCAUGAAAAUUGAGCUGAGGAAGUCGAUGGUGUGCUCCUCAGGGGGGAAGAACUGAGAGUCAAAGAAACAAGUUGCCAUGGCGAGGAGUUACUAAAUGCACCUCCUGAAUGAGUUUUCGAUCUGCUGCCAAAGAGGAAACAGGCCUCAUAAGGAGGAGAGCGAUGACGGGGCCUACACAUCUGUCGCUCAUGUCUGCUGACACGUGUUGGCUCAACAAAGCAUCGCGUGGUGGAUUGCGAACACUAUUUUAUCUUAUUCAGACAUUCAGUUUGUAAUUAUCAAAGUUUGAUGUUUUAUAAAGGGCUAGAAUGAUAACCUUUUAUUUGUCAUGGGUUGUUGCUUAAGGUCAUGUGAUGAGGCAUCCCGUGGCAUGUUGGGAUGUGACUGAAAGCACCGCUUUGGUUGGAGUGAGCACGUUCUGAUCCAUUUCACCUUGGUGACCGCACAGACGUCUACUUUUCAUUUUUAGCUUUUCAUCUCAUCACUCGUGUCUCACCCGUGGCAGGUUUUCCUUUCGGCGCUGCUAAGGGAGGUCUCCCGUGAUGCUGGCUGAGCGUUGCUGGCCACGUGGGAACUUUCCUAUAUAAUCUGAUUUGUGACAGACACUGAAAUAAAACAAGAGUACGACAUUUCUCAUGGUG
Molecule: messenger RNA, 4605 nt
Organism: Lampris incognitus (smalleye Pacific opah)
Lineage: Eukaryota; Metazoa; Chordata; Actinopteri; Lampriformes; Lampridae
Gene: filip1b
Product: filamin-A-interacting protein 1
Exons: 7
Coding region: 432-4019 (1195 amino acids)
Source: RefSeq, a predicted model, not a curated record